Cercocebus atys (sooty mangabey) is the source of this 2349-nucleotide messenger RNA. It is a transcript of the gene B4GALT4, whose product is annotated as UDP-Gal:betaGlcNAc beta 1,4- galactosyltransferase, polypeptide 4. The transcript has 8 exons. The record is from RefSeq and is a predicted model, not a curated record. Gene Ontology annotation, molecular function: glycosyltransferase activity. Gene Ontology annotation, biological process: carbohydrate metabolic process. Bases 484 to 1689 code for a protein of 401 amino acids. NCBI's taxonomy places the organism in Eukaryota, Metazoa, Chordata, Mammalia, Primates, Cercopithecidae.
GGCGGGAGGCGGAGCUCGUACUCAGGAGCCGCCUCCCGGGCGGCCGGGGCGGUCCCUGAGCCGCUUUCCGCGGCCUCGCGUUUCCCUGGGCAGUACUAGCUCGCUGCGGCCGCGUCUGGGGACCACCUCGCUUCCAGUGUGGAUUUCCACGGCUCUUGCUCAGAGGCGGGUACGCUGUGUUCCAGUGUGCCAUGGAACUCACACAGUGGCACUUUGUGGCUUCAUGAAGGAAGAGGCAGGCCACGCAACACUUCCUCCCCAAGCCAAGGAGAAGUAGCACUUUUAGAGGCAGAGGAGCGGAAGGCAGUGGGUGUGACCAAAAGUGUCAUUUAUUAAAGAUUGUUGGAGCAGAACUACUGAGCAAAAGCAGGCAUUGUAUCCUAAGUUGUCAUCAAGUUCGCAAUCAGAUUGGAAAAGUUCAACUUGAAGCUUUCUUGCCUGCAGUGAAGCAGAGAGAUACAUAUUAUUCACGUAAUAAAAAACAUGGGCUUCAACCUGACUUUCCACCUUUCCUACAAAUUACGAUUACUGUUGCUUCUGACUUUGUGCCUGACGGUGGUUGGGUGGGCCACCAGUAACUACUUCGUGGGUGCCAUUCAAGAGAUUCCUAAAGCAAAGGAACUUGUGGCUAAUUUCCAUAAGGCCCUCAUUUUGGGGAAGGGAAAAACUCUGACUAAUGAAGCAUCCACGAAGAAAGCAGAACUUGACAACUGCCCUUCUGUAUCUCCUUACCUCAGAGGCCAGAGCAAGCUCAUUUUCAAACCAGAUCUCACUUUGGAAGAGGUACAGGCAGAAAAUCCCAAGGUGUCCAGAGGCCGGUAUCACCCUGAGGAAUGUAAAGCUUUACAGAGGGUCGCCAUCCUCAUUCCCCACCGGAACAGAGAGAAACACCUGAUGUACCUGCUGGAACAUCUGCAUCCCUUCCUGCAGAGGCAGCAGCUGGAUUAUGGCAUCUACGUCAUCCACCAGGCUGAAGGUAAAAAGUUUAAUCGAGCCAAACUCUUGAAUGUGGGCUAUCUAGAAGCUCUCAAGGAAGAAAAUUGGGACUGCUUUAUAUUCCACGACGUGGACCUGGUACCUGAGAAUGACUUUAACCUUUACAAGUGUGAGGAGCAUCCCAAGCAUCUGGUGGUUGGCAGGAACAGCACUGGGUACAGGUUACGUUACAGUGGAUAUUUUGGGGGUGUUACUGCCCUAAGCAGAGAGCAGUUUUUCAAGGUGAAUGGAUUCUCUAACAACUACUGGGGAUGGGGAGGCGAAGACGAUGACCUCAGACUCAGGGUUGAGCUCCAUAGAAUGAAAAUAUCCCGGCCCCUGCCUGAAGUGGGUAAAUAUACAAUGGUCUUCCACACCAGAGACAAAGGCAACGAGGUGAACGCGGAACGAUACACCCAGGAACAAUACUUCGCAUCCUUCAAUCCAGUUAAGUUGACACUCAGUAUUAACCGUCAUACUGGGAUUUCUCUUCAUUUCUGGAGACUUGAACAGAAUCUGAAUACUAUUUGUGGGCAAGAAUUUUCAUCUAUAGUGUUGUGUACUUCCUCCAGUGUCACAGCAGGAGGAUGUAAUGUCUGGUUGUGUCAUUUUGGGAUAUUAGGAUUGAUCUGUGAGUUUCGAUAUCGCCAGUCUAACCUAUGCAUUGUGAGAUUCCCCAUCAGUUUUUUACCUAAUGACUUCAGCAGUCGUUGAUGCUGGAUUUCUAAAUGUAUUAUUUAAUUAGGAGUUGCAAAAUUGUAAUAUUCUAAUUCUGUUAUUCCUUCUGCAUUUAUUAGAUUUUUCUACAAAGUACUUUCUCUUUUCAUGUAUUUGGGUACUCUAGGGUAUAGUUUUUAUAGGAAAGGCAAAAUAAAGAGAAAGAGUCAAGCACUGAUUAAAAUUUUUUCAGACUAAUGCUUGGUGUUUCCUAGCAUCCUUCAGGAUGUAGUUCUUGUACUUUUUGGUACUCAUAUUGUCUCAUCUUUGGCCAAUGGGAUCUUCUUCAAGCUGGGUCCUGAAUCCCAGUAGUCCUCAAGAGCUUCCCUCCCUCUGCUCUGCCGUGACGAGAUGUUCUAGGUUCUUCUUGUACUUUUCAUGCCUUGGGAAUUGGCCUAUUCACCAAGGAAUCCUGGCAGAUAAGCCAGUUCUUAUGAGGCUUUGAUUGAAGAGUCUGUAUUUCUUUGUUUUGAUUUUUCCCCUUAAAUUUUCAAACAGUAUUAAGGGGCUUUUUGUGCUUUUGUUAUAGUCUACAUUUUAAAGCAAUAUUAAAGUGCUUUCAGCCUGAUAUUAAAGAGUCCUGUUAAAAGUUUAUUUUUUUCAAGGCAGGAUCUCACUCUGUUUGUUACCCAAGCUGGAGUGCAGUGGCGUGACCAU